Molecule: messenger RNA, 1039 nt
Organism: Cuscuta campestris
Lineage: Eukaryota; Viridiplantae; Streptophyta; Magnoliopsida; Solanales; Convolvulaceae
Source: the annotation of a GenBank genome assembly
CACAAUGGCAACGCGGUAAUUACACAUCACCCGGCCUUCUUUUAUUUAUUGCCUCUUCGUUCCCAAGAUCGCAUCUCCCUUCGUUGAUCGCAGGCUUCAUUUCUCCCUCCGUCUCUCUACAGAUCCCUCUUUCGUUUCAGGGAUUAGCAGCAAAAGGACAGAUGGGGCUCACAUUCACCAAGCUCUUCAGCAGGCUUUUUGCCAAGAAGGAGAUGAGGAUUCUUAUGGUUGGUCUUGAUGCAGCUGGUAAGACGACCAUAUUGUACAAGCUCAAGCUGGGAGAGAUAGUUACUACCAUCCCCACUAUUGGUUUCAAUGUGGAGACUGUUGAGUACAAGAACAUUAGCUUCACUGUUUGGGAUGUUGGGGGUCAGGACAAGAUCCGUCCAUUGUGGAGGCACUAUUUCCAGAACACACAAGGUCUUAUUUUUGUCGUGGACAGUAAUGACAGAGAUCGUGUUGUGGAGGCAAGGGAUGAGUUGCAUAGGAUGUUGAAUGAAGAUGAGCUUCGUGAUGCAGUGUUGCUUGUGUUUGCUAACAAACAAGAUCUUCCAAAUGCCAUGAAUGCUGCUGAGAUAACUGAUAAGCUUGGCCUCCACUCUCUCAGGCAGCGCCACUGGUACAUCCAGAGCACCUGUGCAACCUCAGGAGAGGGGCUCUAUGAAGGGCUUGAUUGGCUCUCCAACAACAUCGCCAACAAGGCCUAGGCUGUUGGAAAGCGCGAGGGAAUUCUCUCCUCUUUCUCUCUCUCUCUCUGGAUGCAUGCGGUGUUUUAUCUGGGUUUUUUUACUCAAGUCUGGUUGUGAACGUCAUCCCUUUUAAAUGGGCAUUUUGAAUUUCAUUUUUUGUGUAGUAUAAGAUUUGAAUAUAUGUAAUGUCAUGGCAUGGCUAGAUUUGACCACAAUGGUGUAUUAACUCACAUGGUUUUUUAUUAUGGUGCUUUCACUCAUGCUGGUGUGGUUGAGAAUUCCCUUCUCGUUUCCUUUUUUAGCUCUACCUUCUUCCAUGAACCGGUUUUCCCAGGCUGGCCUGGUGAUUU